UCGGAGGAGGGCGGAGUGUGUUUGCGAGGACACCGAGCCAAAAUUAUUAUUUUUUAAAAUUAAUUCUAUAUUUUCUACAGAGCAGGAGACGGAAAUCCGUUUCGAAGUCCGCAUGGAUUGGAUGUGUUUAUCUGAAAUCUGAUCUAAAGAAAGCGACGAAGCGACAGGAUAGUGUUCCAACAUCACACACAACAUAAGAUAGCAACGAGACAAAUGUAAACGGUGUGUUAAGGAAAAACAACAACAACAACAACAAACAAACAAACAAACAAACAAAACCCCCCAACAAAACAGGAAGCAGGAGUCAGGUGGGAGUAAAGCCUCUACAGGUGCACGAGAAGAAAAAAAAAAAAAAAAACCGAGGAUGCUGUGAAGGGUGACUAGAGAUCGGUGAAGAUCAGACGGUGAAGCUCGCGCAGGUUUAAAGGAUAUGGCGGUGAUCAGACUGUCGCUGCUGCUGCAGGUGGGCUUCGUUGUGGGCGCGCACUGCUCGGCUCUCACACCGAGAACGGACGAGCAUCAGCAGCUUCAUCAGCAUCAGCAUCAGCAUCAGCAGUUGCCGAGGGUCGUGGCUGCGUUUCUGCACACGGGCGACCCGUCUGCGCUCGAGCGCGCCAACUGCACCGGGAGGUACGAGCUGAGCGCGCUGCGGGCCGGGACGCGCGUGCACCCGCACCCCGCCGCCCGCCCCGCGCUACACGCUCUCACGUUCGCCGCCGGCUUCCUCCGGAUGCUGCUGAGGGAGCGGGAGCGCGAGCGGAACCUCGUGCGCGACCUGGAGUGCUGCCGCGCGCUCGUGCGUAGCGUCGUGGACGGCGACGCCAGGAUCCACCGCGCCGCCGUCGUGCUCGACGCGUCCGCGUUCUCCGGCUCCGCGGCUCAAUGGCCGCGCGUCUUCCUCCAGGCAACGCGCCGCGGCGGAGAGAUCGUGCUGCAGGACCUGUCCGCGUCGGCUCGCGACUUCUUCCGAAACGAGACCGCCGACACCGAGUGGUAUCACGCGCACAGACGCAAGACGCGACACGGGGACGAGGGUCACGUGGCCGAGAGCACGCACGUGAAGUGGUCGGCUCCGUUCCUGGAGUGCGAGGCCGGGAGUUUUGUCCCUCGGUGGCUCCUGACCUUGUCGACCGGCUUUCACGGGAUGAAGCCGAACCUGACGCCCGACUUCAGGGGAGUUGUUCGUUUGGAUAUCAGCCUGCAGGAUGUGGAUAUCGACCAGUGUUCCACCGACGGCUGGUUCGCAGGAACUCACAGGUGCAAUCUGACCAGCAUGGAGUGUCUCCCCAUCCCGGGUCACGGCUUCGUCCUGGACAAAUACAAAUGCCAGUGCAAGAAGGGCUUCUACCACCCCAGCAGAGUCGCCAUCAACGGCGUCAAGAGGAAGGCUGUGAGCACGCAGGACCCUGCCGGUUCCAGCCUGUGUUUGCCCUGUCAGGACGGCUGUGGACACUGUAAGGACGAUACGCCGUGUGUGGCUCAUGGCGAAGGAUAUCUACGUAUCGCCGUGCUGGCCUUCCAAGGCAUCUGCAUGCUCCUGGACUUCAUCAGCAUGGUGCUGCUUUACCACUUCCGCAGGAACAAGAGCAUCAGGGCUUCGGGUCUGGUUCUGCUGGAAGCCAUCUUGUUUGGAGCGCUCCUUCUGUACUUCCCUGGGGUGGUUCUGUACUUCCAGCCCAGUGUGUUUCGCUGCAUCCUGCUAAGAUGGGUGCGCAUGCUCGGCUUCGCCACCGUGUAUGGGACCAUCACGCUCAAAUUAUACAGGGUUCUGAAGGUGUUCCUGUCUCGCACGGCUCAGCGGAUCCCGUACAUGACCAGCUGGAAGGUUCUGUGCUUCUUGUGCAUCAUUCUCCUGAUUGUGCUCUGGUUCCUGGUGGCGUGGACUUUGGCCGUGUGCCAGAACCCAGACUGGCACUUGGCGCUGAUCACCAUGGGCUUCACCCAAGAGGGUCUGCAGUUCAGUAUGUGUCUGCUGGACCGCUGGGAUUACAUGAUGGCAGUGGCUGAGUUCCUGUUCCUGCUGUGGAGUGUGUAUCUGUGUUAUGCCGUGAGGACAGUGCCUUCAGCCUUCCACGAGCCACGCUACAUGACCAUCGCAGUGCACAACGAGCUCAUCAUCUCCGCUAUAUUCCACGUGAUUAGAUUUACUUUUGCAUCCGAGCUGCACCCUGAUUGGAUGCUUAUGCUGUUCUUCACUCACACUCAUUUGACAGUGACAGUUACACUGGGGCUCUUACUCGUUCCAAAGUUUCUGUUUGCGGGGACACACCUGAGGGAUGACAUAGCGACCGAGGCCUAUGAGGAUGAGCUGGACAUGGGACGGUCAGGGUCAUACCUGAACAGCAGCAUCACAUCUGCAUGGAGUGAACACAGUCUAGACCCAGAGGACAUACGGGAGGAGCUGAAAAAGUUAUACUCCCAGUUGGAGAUCUACAAACGGAAGAAGAUGUUGGCCAACAACCCUCACCUGCAAAAGAAACGCAGCUCCAAAAAAGGCCUAGGACGCUCCCUCAUGAGACGCAUCACUGAGAUCCCAGAAACUAUGGGUCGCCAGCAUAGCCGCGAGGACAAGGAGCUGGGCGAGCAUGGUAGUAACCGUAACAGCAUCUGCGUCCUGAGGAAGAAUCCCUUUGAGCCAUCACAUUCUGCAAAACCUGCCAAGGAGGAGUCCCUGAAGAACAAGGUCUUCUCCCUGAAGAAGUCACACAGCAGCUACGAUCAUGUGCGAGACCAGAGCGAGGACUCUAGCAGCUCAGCAACUGAUAAGAUUGAAGUAUCAACCACAGAGGGAUCUCUUCUUGAAACAUUGAUGGGUAAGAAGCUGGUGAAGAAAAAGUCCUCAGAAAAGAUUGACGUUGCCAGCGAGUCAACUGAGUCGGUUCCUUUGGUGUGUAAAUCAGCCAGCGCUCACAAUCUGACGGCUGACAAGAAACCUCUUCACCCAAGGACAUCCAUGUUGCAGAAGUCACUCAGUGUCAUUGCCAGUGCCAAAGAGAGGACCCUGGGUCUAACGGGAAAGACCCAGUCUGUAGAGGAUCCCAAUAAAAAUGUACAACAAAAGAACAAAGAAGCUAAAAGCCCUGUUGAAAAUGAAGAAGGCUAUACCAAGAUGAUCAUCAGCCAGUCAGUAGAAUACAAGCAGACAGCUGGCAAAGCUGGAAUAAUGAAACAUCAGGUUAGUGAAAGCCAACUGUCCAUCUGCUCUGAGACAGCGAAAGGCAAAGACGUUUACAAUAUUUCUGAGGUGUGUCCUUGGGAAUUAGAGGAUUUGCCCACUCCCUCAGAGAACAGGGUACAAAAGCAUGUGUCCAUUGCUGCUGAAGAGUCCACCACAAUCCACUCCAACAGCACCAAGGCAGCCAAGCAGCAGAAACAGAAAGGCACAGAUCAUUCACCUUCAUCGAACCGACGACACAACCAGAAGCCCAUGGACAGAACUGAUAUCUGUUCUUGGGAGGACAGUAGUAAAGAAAGCCAAGGUCAAGCAGACAGGCCAAAACCACACUUCUCCAGUCAACCUGCCCAGUCUCAAAUACUACAGACUACAGACAGAAUCAAAUCACAAAAAGUGGAUGUAUGUCCAUGGGACUUUGAUGAAUUGCCAAAAAAAUCUAUAGACUCAACCUACUCCAUUGAUCAGGGCAGAACCAAAACUACAUCUGCAGAGGUCAAAACCAAAUCAAGUACAGCGGUCAUGGACGUCAAAGGCAAGGGCGCUAUCCUAACUGAGGGAAACGCAAAAGAUAUUCUUCCUGAGGCCUCAAGAUCUUCAGGAAUCUCUCUGCAGACAUCUUCGAAGGCAGACGUCUGUCCAUGGGAGUACGAAUCAACAAGCCCCACCUUGGAAAAGAUUCCCAGUCCCUCUCAGGUUUCUAAAAUGAAAGAGACUGCUGCUACUAAGAAGGGUACAGCCCCUAUGAGAACAUUCCAGAAAGAGAAAGACAAGACAAAGGGUACGGAAGACGAGAAAGCCAGAACAAAGUCAAAAGACAAGCCUCCUUCAGGUAAACCAACAGAGAGACCGCUCAGCCAACCCAAACUGGCUGAGAUUUGUCCUUGGGAUGUGGACAGUACUCAUGACACGGCUGCGGUGGAAAAACAGAAAAGUCCAAACACGGCAAUAGGGAAAACCAAGCAAGCUGCUAUAUGUCCAUGGGAUUUCGAAGAUCCAGCAACGACUAAAGAAGUGACCAGAAACACUGGUUCCUCUAUAGUGAAACAGAAAAGUCCAAAUUCGAAAGGAGUUCCUGGCGGUGCCAAAAUGGCAGAUGUAUGCCCUUGGGACUUUGAUGACCAAACGUCAACGAAAAAAGCGUGACAUUUGAUCAAUACGGACGACUGAAAACGUAGUUCCCAUCGUACAUGCAUUGCCAUCUUCUAAAACCCUGGAAUACGAACUCUAGAUAUCAUUUAUGGUGACUUCUGGGAAUAAAAUUAAGUCGCACAAGCUGCCUUUCUUUACGAUAUUUUUUUUUCCUUUGUGCUUUUUGAAAAAAAAAAAAGGAAGAAACUAAAACAAAACAAAACAAAAAAAAUGCAACAAAAUCAUCAAGCAUUCCAGGUUCUUACAAAAAGUACUCUUUAAUCACACAAACAGUAGUAUGAGAAUUAUGCAACUCUUUAUGUGCAAUGUAGAACAACCUGCCUUUCCUCAUCACAUAUAUCCUUAUUUAUUAAUCUGAAUUUUCUUAAUCCCAUUAUAGCUGCAUCUGUAGCAUGGUCAUUUCGACUAUGUCAAUCAUAUGGGAUUGUACAAUUAAUUACACGUUCCUGCAAAAUCAGAGCGCCUGGAAAUAAUCUAUGUAUUUUAACAAUACUCAGAAGGAGCAUGCAUGAAUUGUCUUAGGAUAAGCAUGAUCUUUGGUGUUUUAUGUCAAAGUUGGCUUGGAAGUGACGUUUAAAGAAAUUGCCAAAGACGGAAGUGACGUACGAAGGUAUUGUGUGAGUAAUACACAAGAGUACUCCGAUGCAUAUCAAAUGCGAAUCUCCUUACAUUUCUGUUGUGAACCCAAUUCACGUUGUUGCUUGUGGGGAAAUUAGCCUGUAGCACUUUAGUAACUAGUAUAUUCUCUGACAACAACAACAACAAAAAAAGAGGUGUGUAUACGGACAUACCGUCACUGCGUUCAUGUUAAACAAACCAUUUGUGUUUAUUUACCGAGUCGUCUUCACACGGAACGUGUACGUGACUUUCUGACACACGUCGUCCGCUAUAGUUUUAAUAUUCCUUUCGGUCGAAACGCCCUUUCGAUGCUUCCGAAUCUGCUGGUAUGAAUGUGCCUAUCUGAGGAGUCUUGUAUCAGUCCUAUGUUAUAUUAAGGGAACGGACAGCUAUCCUAUCCUGUCCUGCGUUUACCCGCGUGUAUGCUGAGUCAUAACUGACGAAAAUGGAAAUGCAGUCGGUUUCACUGGAAUUAUUGGCACCCUUCUGGAAUCAAUGUGUAUCGAUGUAGAACUUAAAGCCUUACAAGCGGCGUUCAUAUUAGCAGGUGACAAAAAGUCAACUGUUUAUUAUAUAUUUUACGUACGUGUCCGACAGGGAGACAAAGCGACAGGCAACAUCUUGUCAACUAUAUGCACAUUAGGUAUGAUGAGCUAAAGUGACCAAUCCAAACAAAUGAGACCAAUCCGAUGGCGCAUGUGGUACGAAGUUUCUUCAAAACCGCACUCAAACUUUAGUUCCUGUCUGUAAUUAGUCCCCAUUUAUUGUUUGAAAUUGACCGGAUUCAUCUCAUCCUAUCAUGGAGAUAUUCCGAAGAUAAAGAAAGCUUGGAAGGAAGUAACGGAGAUUGUUGGUGCCUCUUGUGGGUAGACGUACAGUGCAUAGCUAGUACAGCUAGCUUGCUUUGCUAACGAAUGCCGGAUCGUGCACGCCCCCAUGCGAUAACUUUAACGGUCAGUACGCCAACAAGAGAGAAACUACGAGUGGAACGAGUGACGUGUCUCGUCCUAAUGUGAACAUAGGGUUACUCUAUGGUGAAGUCUUAACCUCUGUGCAGAGGCAAAUAGGAUUUUUCGUGCUAAAAUAUCUGGUACUUUCAUGCUGGCGUCCUGAAUGAGUGAAUUAAUGAAUGAUUGAAUUCAUCAGUCUAACCAAAAGCCCCUGGAUCAUCAGCAGCCCCAAAGCGUCACUGAUCCAACACCACCUUCUACUGAUUGUGCUCAAUGGCAGUAUAACACAUCGCAGAAUACACUAUAUAUUCCUUUUUCUGUUGCAUUUUUAAACUUGUGUUUUUUCAAAUUUUUCAUUUUUGCAAUACAUUUUUUCCUGUUUCUUGACGGGUGCCAGUAAUUCUGGAGGUAACUGACAGUACUGACUUUUCUCCUUUAAAAUGUUUCCGCCUCUCGGGGUCUCAGUGAUUCGAUGAAUUAUUUAAACACUGUUUAACAGGCUAACGUCACAGUUAUUACACAAUGGUCUGAAUGUUCUGUGCUGUUCCAGCGUAAUACUUCGCUGUUUUUUUUUUUUUUUUUUUUGUAGCAGCGUCUUGAUUAUUUCCUGUGACCUUUAACAAGACUAUAAAAUGAUGUCCCAUUUCCCGCUAGAAAGUCGUUUCAUGGGCGUUUCGUCCACAUUACUGGAUCAGCUAAUGUUAUAUUUUCGGCAUGAACCGUUUUACAGCAGGACGUCCAGUAUUAACAACGCUCAGAGCGAUUCAGUCAUGUCAGCGUCAUGUCGAUCAGCAGGAUUAAAAACGAGAAAAAAAAAGCUCCAGUUUGUACACUCUUAGAAAAUUCAGUACGAUUAAGGGUUUUCCGGUCGUCCUUCUUCGGUGUACUGUAGAACCAGGCCCGUGAGCAGAAUCAACAUUCUUAUUUCUACGUUGCAGAAAUGUGUCAUAGAUAAUAUAAUGUCAAUGCUGAAUGUGUACUAUGUUAUCCUUCUAGUGCAGUUACACUGUUUAAUAUGAAAUAUUACAAGGUAGAUGAUUUGUGAAUUAUGUUAACGUAUACCCUGCCAUCAAAACAAUAGCGCAGUGAUGAACUUGAUCAUAUUCGUAGAAUGUUAUUGAUGAGUAACCUUAAAUUAAACUAAACUUCAGAUUAAACGAAUAUUAAGUGUUUAUUUAUAGCAAGCUCAUUUGGCUAGUGAUGUUACACGUAUAAAUAAAUGACCGAACGAACGAAUUUAAGGUUUAAAUGUCAUGAACGGUCUAAUUUCUGUGACGAAUUUUGAAUCGAGUGUGCGAUGGAACUUGCGGAGUUUUUUUUUUUUUUUUUUUUUGUACCUUUUUUUUUUUUCCGCGGGAAAACUACCUGAAUUGGCGAAAUUGCAAUCGCACGGACUUUCGCAGUGAUGUCUGUUGGACAUCUGAAUGCGUGUUGUGACGACGUCAUGUGACGCGUCUUGGCCUGGCUCUGCGGUAAUUAAAAAAAAUCGCAAGCUCCUUUGCAUAUUGCGGAGCUGGCUUCAUUUUGCGUUCAUUUCUGCGAUCGCAAAAUCCUACCGGGACUGAAUGAUAAAUCCAAAUCUGCAGGCAAAACAAUCAGAUAAACAUAGGAAACCUGAAUCGAAAAAAAAAAUCCAGAUCCAGAGCGGACCGGGGAUCCGGAUCCCCAACCCGGUCUGGAUCCGGAUCCCCGGUCCACUCUGGAUCUGUAUUUUUUUUUCGAUCCAGAGCGGACUGAGGAUCUGGAUCCAGACAGGGCUGGGGAUCCGGUUCCAGAUGGGGCUGGGGAGCUGGAUCCAGAGUGGACUGGGGAUCCGGAUCUAGACGGGGCUGGGGAUCCAGAUCCAGACAGGGCUGGGGAUCAGGUUCCAGAUGGGGCUGGGGAUCCGGAUCCAGAUGGGGCUGGGGAUCCGGAUCCAGACAGGGCUGGGGAUCCGGAUCCAGAGCGGACUGGGCAUCCAGAUCCAGACGGGGCUGGGGAUCCGGAUCCAGAGUGGACUGAGGAUCUAGAUCCAGACAGGGCAGGGGAUCCGGUUCCAGACAGGGCUGGGGAUCCAGAUCCAGAGUGGACUGUGGAUCCAGAUUCAGACAGGGCUGGGGAUCCGGAUCCAGACGGGACUGGGGAUCUGGAUGCAGAGCGGACUGGGGAUCCGGAUCCAGACGGGACUGGGGAUCCGGAUCUAGAGUGAACUGGGGAGCGUUGGCCACUGUAUAAAUUCUCACAUUUAUAUGUUCUCGUGUUUAUAAAGUCCAACUCAAAUUUCUAUUAUAGCUAUGGCAGAUGUUAGCUAUAUUUUAAGAGAGCAAAUGGCCAAUUAGCUGUUCUAAGGUCAGUAGAGAUUCUAGAAUCAAUCAUCACUGAUGAUUAGGUCUCGGACCGCAUGUUUUUAAUCAUACUAGACAAAAAAAACCUGAAACCUGCGCAAACUACCAAGGUCCGGUCCUCGGUAACCUUUUCAGGACACUUAGAACCUUAUAACCCUUGAAGAACCCUUUAUUUUCUAAGAGUGUACCUGUUGUAUAAGUACCAAAGAGGUUGAAAACCCUACAUAAAAGCGUAAUCUCCAACAUUUUAAACGUCUUAGCCAUCGUAUGAGCCCGUAAUCUGUGUCAGAACUAUAUUGGCUGAUGAUAAUUUGAAAAAAAAAACAAAAAAAAAAAACAAGAAGAAGAAGAAAAAAAAGGAAAGGCUGCUACGUAUAUUUCGUAACCUAGAAUGCAAUCGCAUAAUCCAAAUUGGUCAGUUAAAACUUUAAUAAAUGGUAUUAAAAAAAGAAAAAAUAAAUACAAAAGCCUGCUCGUUGUGUUGUCCACUACUCGAGUGUGGCGUCCCAUACUAUACAAACAACACUGUGGUUUAGAUGUUCUUAGUGUAAUGCUAGAUGGACGUGUGAAAUCUUGCCAUCUUUGUCACAUACAGUAGAGAAUGUUCCUGGGAAUGUUCGUUGUUUCGUAGUGCAUCUAUCUAGCGUGCCCGAGUCCGUCCAUCAACUCUCCAGUGUGUCGUACGCCGUGAGCACUCCGCUCGUCGUGACCUGCUAACCCACGAUGUCUUAGUAAGAACUUUAUUUAUAUUUUUGUUGUUUUAUUUUCUGAUAUUUGUGUCAGUUUACUUUCCUCCUGACCCUUUGUGUGUGUGUGUGUGUGUGUGUGUGUGUGUGUGUGUGUGUGUGUGUGUGUGAGAGAGAGACUCACCGGGGAAACACUACUAACUAUUACCACUUAACGCUGUAAUGUCUUAACUAUCGCUCUCGUGGCUUCUGCAUGAUCCGAUGAAAUUAGUAGGACUGAUGUUACACUGCCCUUGAUAGAUCUUUAAAAAAAGAAAAAGAAAAAAAAAGAAGAAGAAGAAAUUUUACUUUUGGUCUUUUAUGGACUGUUAACAAGUUGCAUAGUGAGUAAAACUGUAACUAACCCACUGUAAUUUGUGGUUGUAAUAAUAAAUGCUCUAUGACAAGCUAAUAGCCUACACUUAAUGGAGAUUUGGUAGAUUUAUAUGGUGUUAUAUUGUGAUAGCAUGUACAUAAAAUACCUCCUCUGCAAUAAAUA
Molecule: messenger RNA, 9440 nt
Organism: Ictalurus punctatus (channel catfish)
Lineage: Eukaryota; Metazoa; Chordata; Actinopteri; Siluriformes; Ictaluridae
Gene: gpr158a
Product: G protein-coupled receptor 158a
Exons: 11
Coding region: 431-4318 (1295 amino acids)
Biological process (GO): G protein-coupled receptor signaling pathway
Cellular component (GO): membrane
Molecular function (GO): G protein-coupled receptor activity
Source: RefSeq, a predicted model, not a curated record